AUGUCUGCCAACCAGACCAACUUCACCGCCACCCCCAUCCCCGGUGGCUUCGCCGGCGUGAGCGAUGAUUCCGACCUCCGCGCGUUUGCGGUGCGCUUUAUGCAGGAGUCGGGUGCUCCUGGCUGUCUUGUCCGGAUGACUACUCCGGAUUCUGGCCAGGAUAAUCCCACUGUUUCCACUUGUCUUGUCGACCGGGAUGGCAAUAUUCUCGUCCUUCACCGCACCACCGACGCCCCCCCCCCUGCCAACAACAACAACUAG
Molecule: messenger RNA, 261 nt
Organism: Fusarium musae
Lineage: Eukaryota; Fungi; Ascomycota; Sordariomycetes; Hypocreales; Nectriaceae
Exons: 3
Coding region: 1-261 (86 amino acids)
Source: RefSeq, a predicted model, not a curated record